AAAGAUCCUCGAUUAUACUGUAUAUGGUCUCUGCAGAACGUAUGUAUGCUGAGAAGACAAUUAUCUCAAUGUUAAUUUUACCACUGAUAAGUUCGAUAGCGCAAGUUGUUUCCCAAACGAAAUGUGAUAUGACGACACACGCACAUUCUGCACCCCAGUUGCUCCAGGUUGCGGCAACGAAAUUCCUCCAUCCUACCUCCUUCCAUCAAGAUUCUUCAACAGACUGGGUUGAAGCAACGUUUAAUAUAGAGCCUGGCUUCGAAAGAGACCCAUCUCAUUCGUUGGCACGAGGUGUGCACGAGUACCUGUCGCUGGAAUGUAACUUCCCGAGAGGCCUGCAGUCGCCUUAAAAGCGCGCUCGUACAUCAGCUCUCUUCUCAUCUCAUCUCCGUUUCCUGCAGUACUUCCUCGAGUACUGCUUAUCCGCCUGAUCGCGAUCUGAUUGUUCAUUACACCCCUCGACAUAUCGAGUCUGUUGCUGCGUUGGAGAUGGCUGCUAAUAUUUGGAAUUGGUUCAGCAUUGGCGGGCAUAUCCAAUCCGCAGUGGAUAACUUGCCGCAUGUCAGCGAGGACCAACCCAAUGACACUCCUGUCGGACUACGUCCUAGUCCCCUAGACCUUUCCGAUGCAAAGGGUAACGUUUCAACCCCACUGCCGUCUGGUCUCGCUACUGGUCAUACCCUUGCUCAUAUCAUGGAUAACUUCCAAGGUGGGCCAUACCCGGAUGGUAUUGGGAGUUCAAAGGUCGAGUUGAACGUAAACGGAAGCGGCUCUCCCAUGAACCAAUUCUCGGCCCCUGCCAGCGAGAUCUAGCGAUGGACGCUUCAACGUGGCCCUCUCAACUUCAGCAUACGGGCCACCUGGUCACCCUACUCGUGGCAGGGGAAAUAACACCUAUGCCAACCAACCAUCUACCAUCCAAUCUUCAAUGCACACCUCCACUCAACAUCUAGGGCCUGUCGCACCUCUGGAAAUGUCCGCCAACCGGUGGACACCAGUCAGUAUCAGCAAGACGGGGCAAGCUAUUGAUGAGAACUCGCCGGAGAUCGUCGAGCGUAAGGUCAAGUCGUUGCUCAACAAGUUGACUAUGGAGAGAUUCGACUCCAUCUCAGACCAAAUCAUUCAAUGGGCGAAUAAACCCGAGGCUGAGAAAGAUGGCCGGACACUUAUCCAGGUUAUCAACCUGGUGUUUGAGAAAGCCACAGGUGAGGCUAGAUGGUCAGAGAUGUAUGCCCGUCUCUGUCGCAAGAUGAUGGAGCAGAUCAGCAACAAGGUGCAAGCCGAGGGUAUCCGCAAUGCCGAAGGCAGGCCCAUUGCUGGUGGUCAACUAUUCCGUAAAUACCUCAUCAACCGGUGUCAAAAAGACUUCGAACGAGGGUGCGUUACGAAGGAGGCUACCGCUGCCAGCGAUGGCCGGGAUGGUGAAAGUGCCUUGAACCCUGAUGAGUAUUACUCCGCGCAGAAGGCAAAGCGUCAGUAUGUUGGUUUGGUCAGGUUCAUCUGUGGACUGUUUGAGAUGCAGAUGCUCACGGAGCGUAUCAUGCACGAGUGUAUCAAGAAACUUCUGAGCAACCUUGACAGCCCGGAAGAAGGGGAAAUCGAGUCGCUUUGCGAGCUCAUGACCGCUGUUGGUCAGUUUCUGGAUACCCCCAAGGCUCGCGUCCAUAUGGAGGGUUACUUCACUCGCAUGGAGGAAUUGGUCAAGAGCCCUCAUGUCGACUAUCGUACGAAAUUCAUGUUGCAGGAUGUUAUCGAGUUGCGUGAACGCAGAUGGAUUUCCCGUAGCCGAGUGGUUUCUCCUACUACGAUCGCCGCCGUCCGCGAGGCCGCUGCCAAGGAGAAGUAUGCUUCCCACAAGGCCUCAUACCAGCGCGCUCUCAGAAUGACUCGCGCGGGUUCAAGACGUGGGGGUGACAGAGACCAAACAGUUGACCCUGAUAGCUGGAUAGUUACUGGUCCAGCGGCUCCUCGAGCAACACCGAAGGCUGACUAUGUACCAAACUUUGCCGGUAUCGGCAAGACCGCGUCGAUGUCCUUUGGUUCCGGCAGCGUCAAGAAGGGCAAGCCUAGUAACCGGGAUAGUACAAUAUCACGGACGGGCUUGGUCAUUAUCUCCUCGAUGUCCGGUCAAUAUCUACAGCCUGCGAAGGAGAACUUUUCAUCGAGCAGCACACAGGAAGCACUCACGAAAUGCAGGAAGCGCAUGCUCGUUUCUCGACCAAUAUCGAAGGACGGGAGCAACUAUAUCCUAACUGCAUCUGCGGCCGACUUGGAUGCCGAACAAGUUGAACCUGAUGCACCUUCGAUGUUGAGGACCGAGGCCAAGACAAUGAUCGAGGGGGACUCCAAGGAGUUCUUCAGUCUCCGAAACCCUGACCAGGGUGAAGUUUACUUCGCGAGGCUGCCUGUUGAGCACCGACAUCUACUCGUCGACAAGUUGGUCACUAGGGCCAUCAAGUUGAAAGAUGCGGAUGCUCAAUUGGUUGCUAAUCUUUUCCACCGUGCUUGCAGUAAAAACUUGUGUUCACCUGCGGCAUUUGAGAAGGGUUUUAUACCCACAGCUCGGAAACUGGAUGAUGCAACAAAGGCGUUCCGGUUAUUCGCCAUUAUGUUCAACGGAGCUGGUCUCGAUACCGAUGCGGAACGACGCGCGAGGAUUGCGAGCGUGUCGGUUGGUAACGAGGAAGUAUUUGCCAUUCUUUUGUUGUUGUCUAUGCCUCAACCCCGUUGAAUCUAGUCUGUCACAGGCAGUGUAGACAGAAACGCAACCUUCGUACCUCAGGAUAUCUCUGUCUGACGUUGAAUCCCCAUUUCCUCGUGUCAUGAUACCUUUGCCGUUUUCACUGCCAGAGCCAUAUAUAUAUGUAUAUAUCGACCGUUCCAAUAUGAUUGAAUGCGAUCCGUGUUGGGGUUGAAUAG
Messenger RNA from Somion occarium, 2919 nucleotides. NCBI's taxonomy places the organism in Eukaryota, Fungi, Basidiomycota, Agaricomycetes, Polyporales, Cerrenaceae. The record is from the annotation of a GenBank genome assembly.